AUGGAGUCCCACAACACCAGAGGUGGACACCUGGAUGCAACGGCUGGCCGGGAGGUGGUAUACUGCCAUGCCUGCUCGCACGAGUGGUGGCAAGACGAGCACGGCCUGCAGUGUCCUCGCUGCGACAGCGAAAUCACAGAGAUCGUCUCUCCAGAGAACGACCCCAGAGAGAUUGAAGACGGUCCCCCGCUCCAUGACUCCCCAAGUCGCAGAGGCAGAUAUGACGACGAUUCCGAUCCCGACGAGGCCGAUAUAGAGGAGCACUUGCACCGCGGCCCUGGCGGUUUCGUCGUUCACCGGACCAUAUGGGACAACUCUCAGCGGCCCAGUCAGAGCCCCCACCCGAACACACGGCAGCCUCCGGACGCGAAUGAUGGCGACCAAAUCAUUCGCCGCUUCAUCGACAUGGUCAACGACUUUGGCUUGGGCAUGCCUCCGCGACCGCCCGAUGAAACCCGCCCCCCUGGCUUCGCUGGCGGCGGUCUCUUUGGCGGCCCGGCCAAUGUACGCACCUAUCACAGAGCAGGUCCGGGAGGCACCACAAGCUUCACGAUCGCUACCGGGCCCAUCCAUAUCCAGCAAGGAGGUGUCCGCUCUCCCGUUGGGCCCGGAAGCGAUCCGUUCCAGUCGUACGUCCGCCUCAACAGCCCUCGUGGCCAGUCGCCUUCUGGAUCUCGAAUCACGAUGGUCUCCAUCAGAACGAGUGCUAACCAGGCUCCCAGUAUCUUCAGCAGCGUGCUUGCCGGAGCAGGACCUCCCCAGCCCGGAGGGACCUCUGGUCCUGGUCAAGCUCAGGACCAGGGGGCGCCUGGCGGAGCGCCCACGCUCCUCCAGGAGAUCCUUAGCAUGCUCAACCCGGCCAAUGCCUCUCAUGGUGAUGCCGUGUACACUCAAGAGGCCUUGGACCGCAUCAUCUCGCAGUUGAUGGAGCAAAACCCGCAGAACAAUGCUGCACCCCCGGCGACUGAAGACGCUCUUCGCAAGCUGGAGCGCAAGAAGGUGGACAAGGAGAUGUUAGGCCCUGAUGGCAAGACCGAGUGUACCAUCUGCAUCGACGGGUUUAGUGAGGGCGAUGACGCCACGGUGUUGCCCUGCAAGCACUGGUUCCAUGACCAGUGCGUUGUAAUGUGGUUGAAGGAGCACAACACCUGUCCGAUAUGCCGCACCCCUAUCGAAAAGCCCAGCAGCGGCAACGCCAAUAAUGCUAACGCGAGCGGACCGAACACGAACCCGAACGCCAAUGCUUCUCAGCGUGCACCCACUGAGGCGCCUGGCUCAUCAGAAAGCUCACACCACCCGUUCGACUGGGGUGAUGCGCCGCCUGGAAUGCCCGGUCAUUGGGGAGCUACAGCUUUCUCUCCCCGACCGCCCUACUACCAGCAAACCCCUCCGGUCCCCGAUGCCUCCACCCGACCCCAGAGAUCGCCCAUGACCAACUGGGACGUGCCCUUCCCUGUCUAUGGAGGUUCUAGCACAGGCCGGGACGAGGCUUUGAAUACUGACCUGCCUUCGCGUCCCCGAGAAGCAGGCCGGACGCCCAGUUUCCCGUCUCGACGGGACUCUCAUUCGCCCCCAAGCAUUCGCCGGCAUCAGUCUGAUUCGUCCCGAGCUAGGCAGCGGAGCCCGUCGUCCGGCAACUGGGACCGCGAUCGCGAUAAUAACCAGGACACUGGUUCAAACCAUGGUCCGCUGAACUGGCUGAGACACCAGUUCUCCCGAGGACCUGGCUCUGGGGACAACACACGAGAGCGACGGAGACCAUAA
This is a messenger RNA of Colletotrichum higginsianum IMI 349063, 1764 nucleotides long. RefSeq names its product ankyrin repeat protein. Lineage: Eukaryota; Fungi; Ascomycota; Sordariomycetes; Glomerellales; Glomerellaceae. Gene Ontology annotation, molecular function: zinc ion binding. Bases 1 to 1764 code for a protein of 587 amino acids. The record is from RefSeq and is a predicted model, not a curated record. The transcript has 2 exons.